AUGGCCAAGACACCGCAGAUAAUCACGAGGACGGUUCUACUACUGCUUGUGCUGCAGAGCAUUUCGGGCGACGACCGUAUGGAGGUAGGGGUUGACGUGGAAAACGAGCCUGCGGUCGAGCCCCCGAGGCUCGACAUCCCCGCCGAGCCCGCCGACGCGUCGCUGUUUUUCCACGUCGCCGACGCAGAGCACUCAUUUGCGUGGGAGCUGGAGGAGCUGGCGGGCGACGCGUCGCCCGCUGGCCAGGACGACGAGGAUGACGCGUUAGUCGAGCAGCUGCGGCGGGAGAGCCAGCGCAUGGCGCUGAGCCUGGAAGGGACAGCGGACAGCUCGUGUGUGCUGAAGGUGCUCGGGUUCUACAUGGACUAUCUCGACCGGCAGCACGACGCCGAGUACCAGGGCAGCGGUGGCGGUGGCGGUGGCGGCGGCAUUGGGAACGAUAGCGGCUACGAUAGCGGGUGCGAUAGCGACGCGGGCAGAGAUAGGGGCAGCUGCGAUAGUGGCGAUGGUAACGCGGGCGGGGGCCACGGCAUUGGCGACGACGUGGCCGGAGAUAGCGCGCUCGAUCGGGACGGGCUAGUGAAGCUGAUUGCCGUCGAGCUUACACAGUGUCUUUUUGCGAGCGACGGGGCGAUGCGGCGGCUCGGGCCUGCGUGCGAGGGCGUGUGCGAGCACGCCCGCCGCCGCCGUGGGCCCGGCACUUCCGCCGCCGCCGGCACCGUGGCCAAGCAGGUGAACCGCUGCGUGGCCUCCUUGAGCAAUGACAUGGCGCUUUGGACCACGUUCAACGGGUAUUUGGGCCAGGUGGACACCAUGCUGCACCGGCAUUUCGUCCAGCUCGACAAUGUGCGGCUACUCAGUGGCUACAGGCAGGUGCUUGCGGGGCAGAAGCGCACGUUAGACUCCCUUGUGGUGCGGCUCGUGCGUCUGGCGCGGCUCUUCAGCGAAACGGUCCCCGCAGCGGCAGCGGCAGCGGCAUCGGCAUCUGCCUCCGUUGCUGCAUCCGUCGCUGCGUCGCCGGUUGCCCCGGGCAACGCUGCCGGCGCGGCGGGGGCCAGCGCACGCCUGCCCUACGGACAAGCGAGGACGAUCCUUCGUCGCUGCAGGCGCCUCCUUUUUGUCUGUGUGUUGCCGGCCGUGGCGGUGGGCUUUGCAGGCGCGGUUUUUGGGCGCGCGCUGGCCAAUCGGCAGCACGGUGCACGGGGCACUCGGCGUGCGCCGCCGCCAGCACGUUGCGGGUGGGGCUUGCGCACAAUAGGGACGGCGACGCCAACGAAAACGAUGACGAUAUCGAUGGGUGGGGUGCAGCCAGACCGAGAGGAGGUGCUGGGUGAGCAAGCGGCGUCGGGUGGGAACAUGGUGGAUGCUGCAGCGGCGGGCACCGAGAGCUUCGAGCGUGCAGUGCUGGAACGGGCCAUCGCCCUGCUUGUUGGCGCCGGGUGCUGCUACGCCGUGCUCCACGCCGAUGAGCAUCCCGGCUCGGCGGGGGGCCGAUAG
Messenger RNA from Pichia membranifaciens NRRL Y-2026, 1497 nucleotides. RefSeq lists its product as hypothetical. Bases 1 to 1497 code for a protein of 498 amino acids. The record is from RefSeq and is a predicted model, not a curated record. The transcript has a single exon. NCBI's taxonomy places the organism in Eukaryota, Fungi, Ascomycota, Pichiomycetes, Pichiales, Pichiaceae.